UUCACAUAGUGAUGGUUAUAUUAAUUUGCUUUUAUUAAUUGCAUGCUUUUGUACUUUCAACUAUCAACAUCUCAACUUAAUUUGGUAUUAACGAGAGUAACACAGCACCGCUUUCAUCAAUGUCCUUGAUUGCUGACAGGUAUAUAAGAAGUAGGUUUGUCUGGCUUUUACAUCUGCUACAAACUAGUGAACAACAAUGGAGGAAAAAAGAACAAGAAAACCCAACUGGACCGAGGAACAGUGUUUGCUUUUGGCUCAAUUGAUCAAUGAGCACAAGUGUUUUGAGGGGUAAAUUUAGCCCCAGUGUCACAGUGCAAGCCCAGAAGCAAGCCUGGGACACUAUAGCACAACAGAUAAAUGCUUCCUUUCCAUUGGUUGUGUGCACAAGUGAGGAUUGCGAGAAGCGGUGGUUUGUGUUGCAGUCAAAAGCAAAUAAGGAGAUUGCGGCACAAAAACGUGAAGCUUCACGCACAGGGGGUGGACCACCUUCUAAGCAGCUGUCCCAGGUUGCAGAAACAGUAUUUGAUAUACUGGGGCAGUCAGAAGUUGGCAUCACCGGGCUGAGGGAAAGCAUUGACUCCUCAAUGUUGCAGGCCAUUGAAAUGCAACAACGCAUGGAGCCAUCAGAGGAACCGGACCCCUCAACAUCACAGGUGUAUGACCAUCAGACAGAGUCCAGCCUGCCCGCUGCUGCCGCUCAAACACCAUCCCUGCUUGCUGCACCUGCUGCUCCAACACCAUCCCUGCAGGACAGAAGAUUAGAGUUGACGAUGGAUGUCUUAAUGCAGCAGAAAAGAGUUCUCUGCCUACAGGAGGAGUACUAUAGACUGAAAAUUCAGUUCCUAAAAAAUAAAUUGAGUGGCAAAUAG
Molecule: messenger RNA, 869 nt
Organism: Scatophagus argus
Lineage: Eukaryota; Metazoa; Chordata; Actinopteri; Scatophagidae
Exons: 3
Coding region: 267-869 (200 amino acids)
Cellular component (GO): nucleus
Source: RefSeq, a predicted model, not a curated record